AUGGAGGGCAAAGAAGAGGAUGUUAAGCUCGGGGCUAACAAGUUCUCAGAGCGACAACCUAUUGGGACAUCAGCUCAAACAGACAAGGACUACAAAGAGCCGCCACCAGCUCCUUUGUUUGAGCCUGGUGAGCUCAAGUCAUGGUCUUUUUACAGGGCUGGUAUUGCUGAGUUCAUGGCCACUUUCUUGUUCCUUUACAUCACUAUCUUGACUGUCAUGGGUGUUAAUAAGCCUAAUACCAGCAAAUGUUCCACCGUUGGUAUUCAAGGCAUUGCUUGGGCUUUUGGCGGCAUGAUCUUUGCCCUUGUUUACUGCACUGCUGGUAUCUCAGGUGGACACAUCAACCCAGCUGUCACCUUUGGUCUGUUUUUGGCAAGGAAGCUCUCUUUGACAAGGGCUUUGUUCUACAUAAUCAUGCAGUGCCUAGGUGCUAUAUGUGGUGCUGGUGUAGUGAAGGGCUUCCAAGGAAGCAAACUCUAUGAGACUGAGCUUGGUGGAGCUAAUGUUGUGGCUCAUGGAUACACCAAGGGUGAUGGCCUUGGUGCUGAGAUUAUUGGUACCUUUGUUCUUGUCUACACAGUCUUCUCUGCCACCGAUGCUAAGAGAAACGCUAGAGACUCUCAUGUCCCGCUUUUGGCUCCUCUUCCCAUCGGGUUCGCAGUCUUCUUGGUUCAUUUAGCUACCAUCCCCAUCACCGGAACUGGCAUUAACCCAGCAAGGAGUCUGGGAGCCGCUAUCAUCUAUAACAAAGAUCACGCAUGGGAUGACCAGUGGAUCUUCUGGGUUGGACCCUUUAUUGGAGCUGCUCUUGCUGCUGUCUACCAUCAGAUAGUCAUCAGAGCCAUUCCUUUCAAGAGCAGAACUUAA
Messenger RNA from Dovyalis caffra, 867 nucleotides. The record is from the annotation of a GenBank genome assembly. NCBI's taxonomy places the organism in Eukaryota, Viridiplantae, Streptophyta, Magnoliopsida, Malpighiales, Salicaceae.